This is a messenger RNA of Menidia menidia (Atlantic silverside), 642 nucleotides long. The record is from the annotation of a GenBank genome assembly. NCBI's taxonomy places the organism in Eukaryota, Metazoa, Chordata, Actinopteri, Atheriniformes, Atherinopsidae.
AUGCCGGCGUCCGUGGGCGCCGCUGCGCUCCCGGUCACUCGCGUAAGAGCCACUUCCACUCAGCGCAACCCCAUCACGACGCAUUCCCGGCGUCGUUUCAUCCAGUACCUGGCCUCCAGAAACACUCUGUUCAACCUGAACAACUUCUUGGAUAAGGGCGCUCUGCAAGGUUACGACAUGUCGACCUUCAUCAGACGGUACAGCCGCUACCUGAACGAAAAGGCCAUGUCCUACAGGCUGGUGGCUGUGGAUUUCACCAAGAUGAAGCGGGGUAUUGAUGGUGUGAUGCGUACCAUGAACACGGAGAAGCUGAUUAAGACGCUGCCCAUCAUCCAGAACCAGCUGGACGCUCUGCUGGAUUUCCAGGCCAAUCCCAACGAACUGACCAACGGUGUGAUCAACUCAGCCUUCAUGCUCCUCUUCAAAGACUCUAUAAGGCUCUUUGCUGCUUACAAUGAAGGAGUCAUCAACCUGCUGGAGAAAUACUUUGACAUGAAGAAGAACCAGUGUAAAGAUGCUCUGGACAUCUACAAAAAAUUUCUUUACAGGAUGACGAAGCUGUCGGAGUUCCUCAAAGUGGCAGAGGUACAUUUAUUCACACACACACACGUAUACAUCCACACGGUAGGAAUAAACGUGUGA